AUGACGAGGCUGAGCGCCUCCGGGCUGGGCUGGGUCCCAGCGGCCGGGGCGGGUGUUUUCUUAUUUGUUCUCGCGGCUCUGGUGGUGGGGCCGGCCGGUGCCUACAAGCUGAAUGUGCCGAAGGUCCUGCUGCCUUUCAGCCGGGACAAGCGCGUCCCUUUCGUUUUGGGCGCCGAGGGCGGUUGUUACUCCUGGGACUCCACGCGCCACGAUACCGUCACCAUUGAGCCCAUGUAUGAGAACGGCACCGCUUGCUCGUGGAGAGCUUUGCUGACGACGUGCUCUACACAGGCGACAAAGUUAGCCAGCGUUGUUAUAGCCGAAGAGAUAGUGACAGGCCGCUUGCUGCGUUGCGACGUCAUUGUGGACCUCAUAGACCAUGUGGAGAUCAUCUCCCGAACCCGAGAGAUUUAUGUUGAAGAUUCCCCACUGGAGCUCAGUGUGAGGGCUCUGGAUGCCGAAGGGAACACAUUCAGUAGCUUGGAAGGGAUGGAAUUUGAAUGGAGCAUCGCCAAGGACGAUGAGAUGGAAAACUUGGAGCUGUCCAGCAAGAUUAGGAUUUUAAAAUAUUCCGAAGCAGAAUAUUCUCCGCCGGACUACAUCGUCGAGAUGGAAAGAGAGGAGAAACAAGGAGACAGAAUUCUGGUCUCAGGAAUAAAGACAGGCGCAGCGGUCGUAAAAGUCCGAAUACAGGAGCUGACGUACAAGAAAGUAGCGGCCGCCUUGGUACGUCUGCUGGUUCUGGAGAACAUAUUCUUAAUACCCUCCUACGACGUCUCCCUAUUGGUCGGAGCUUACAUUAGGUACAGAGUUGGCAAAGUAGUUCAGGGGAAGAUCACAGAGGCAGAGCUGCCUCUGGAACAUUACGAACUCCAGCUGCGGGAUGAACUGAAGGCGUCUGGUGCAUCCGACCUCCUCCCGGUCGCCGAACUGAAUGUGGAAACAGCCACCGUCACCGCCAUGCAGCUGGGACAGGUUAACCUCGUCUUUGUCCACAAAAACAUCCACAUGCGAGCAGCCUCCGGACUUCCUAAUUGCAGCAUAUAUGUCGUCGAGGCUGGAUUUUUGGGUUUCUCAGUCCAGCCCGGAAACAGGUGGAUCCUCGAAGUGAAACGAGCAUACGCCAUCACAGUUGAAGUGUAUGAUAAGUCAAGCUCUAAGAUCUACCCAUCUGAUAACCUUAGAAUAACACACCAAUUUCCCAUGGAACAUUUUGAGGAGGUCACGUCUUCGGUGAACGGCACCUACCACAUAGUUCGGAUUCUGAAAGACGGGAUCAGCGUUAUAAAAGCCACUCUGGUGUCUGUUCUCCUUCAGAGUGGCUUGGAAGACUUCUUACUGACUCCAAUCAGCCACGAACAAGAAGUGAAGAUUUAUCUUCCCAUCCAGCUGACGCCCUCCUCUUUGGCCUUCCCACACCAUCCUCUGGACAUCUUAUAUCGGCACAGAGUGCAGGUCACAGGAGGCAGCGGCAACUUCACAUGGACCUCUUCCAACCAGACGGUGGCCACCGUCACUGUGAAAGGGGUGGUCACAGCAGGGGCAGUCCAGGGACAAAGCGCAGUGCAGGCUAGAGAUGUCCAGAAUCCUUUCCAUUUUGGAGAGAUACAGGUGCACGUGCUGAAGCUCUCAAAGAUGGAGUUCCUGCCAUUCCAUGCGGACGCCGAGAUCGGGCAGAUCUUGGAGGCCCCGCUCAUGAUGUAUCACACGGUGAAGGAGACGGGAGAGACCAUCAACUUCACCGACUGCUCCCUCUUAGCCCUGGUGGUCAGCAUGGACAAGCAAGGGGUGUUUGCCUUGGAUGAAGAGGGCAAGCCGAAACCUAGCCCAACGUCCUGCUCCUGCAUCCAGCUGGCAGCAAAGUCCCUGGGACACACCCUGGUGACGGCCAGCGCUACGGUCUACGAGGAGUACUUUGAAACGAGCGCCACCUUUGCUGCGUACGAACCUCUCAAGGCGGUGAACCCCGUGGAGCUGGCUUUGGUGACCUGGCAUUCCGUGAAGGAGAUGGUGUUUGAGGGAGGCCCAGGCCCGUGGGUUUUGGAACCCUCCCGCUUCUUCAUGGAGCUCGGGUUGGAGCACGAGGACAGAGUCCACGUGGUGGAGGUCCGGUUAACAGCCAAGAGGAAGCCGAACCAAUACAUUUACCGGAUCACGUGCCUGGAGCUGGGGGAGCAGGUACUGACAUUUCAGGUGGGCAACCACCCCGGAGUGCUGAACCCCAGCCCCGCCGUGGAGAUGGUGCAGGUGAGAUUCGUUUGCGCCCAUCCUGCCAGCAUGGCCGUGACGCCCGUGUACAAGCUGGCAGCCGGCAGCCUGCCUUGUCCCUUGCCGCAGCACCACAAGCAGCUGGUCCCCGUGUCCAGUUUGAGGAACACAAUCUUGGAGCUAGCUCUGUUUGACCAGCACCGGAGGAAGUUUGACAACUUCAGUUCCCUGAUCCUGCAAUGGAUGUCAGCCAAUGAAACCCUGGCGCACUUCACUCACCCGCAGACCAUGCAGAUGGUACCAAAGGACGACGGGACUGGACAAACCAGGCUGCACGGGCAUCAGCUCCUAGAGGUGCAUCAGAUCAAAGGGACCGUUCUGAUCGCAGUCAACUUUGUGAAAUACUCCGAAAGAGGCAGCCCAAAAGAGGUCUCUAACUCUCCCGCCUCUGCAGCUGUGGAACUGUUACUGGUCGAGGACGUGACAGUGGUUCCCGAUAACGUCACCAUGUACAACCACCCAGAUGUAAAGGAAAUAUUUGCCUUGGUGGAAGGCUCCAGCUACUUCCUUGUCAACAGCAGCGCAGAGGAGUUGGUGAACAUCAGUUACUUGGAGGCAGAGAGCACGAUCCACGUUAUUCCUCUCCUCCCUGGCUCUCUGACCUUGGAAGUCUACGAUCUCUGCCUGGCCUUCCUGGGACCUGCUACAGCUUAUCUGCGGGUAUCUAACAUGUUUGAACUGGAAGUGGAUCUCAUUGACAAGAUUGAGAUUGGUAAAUCCGUGCUGGUCUCAGUCAGAGUCCUGGGAUAUCAUCGACACCCCUUCCGGAGUAAAUACUUCAAGUACAUGCGACUACAGUUGAAAGCAGCCUCUCCUAUUGUUACUUUGACGCUGAUGGAAGAAGUGGGUGAAUAUUCUGAAGUCUACUUUCUCCGAGCUGUGGCCGUGGGACAAACAACUUUGGUGGCCACAGCCUGGGACAAGACAGGGACCAAAUUCACAUCUGCUCCUCGGAAGGUGGAGGUCUUUCCACCAUUCAAACUCAUCCCAAAGAAAAUGACCCUCAUUCCACAUAACAUGAUGCAGGUCAUGUCAGAAGGCGGCCCGCAGCCACAGUCCAUCAUUCACUUCUCAAUCAGUAACCAGACGGUGGCCACGGUUAAUGGACUCGGGCAGGUCACCGGCAAGACCGUGGGCACUGCCACCAUACAGGGGACUAUUCAGGCUGUGAAUGAAGACACAGGGAAAGUCAUUGUCUUCUCGCAGGAUCAAGUGGAACUAGAAGUGGUUCAGCUGAGAGCAAUCAGGAUCUACACCCCUGCCACCAGGCUCAUCACAGGCACGGAGAUGCCAGUGUACGUCGUGGGACUGACCAGCACUCUGACGCCGUUCUCCUUCGGGAACGCCAACCCAGGGCUGACAUUCCAUUGGACUAUGAGCAAGCGUGAUGUCCUGGACCUUCUUCCCAGACACUCAGAGGUUUCCCUACAGCUGGCUCCAGAAAGCAACUUUGCUAUGGUCGUUCACACAAGAACUGCGGGAAGGACAAGCAUCAAAGUGACGGUGCAGGCUUCGGAUGUGAACGCCAGGCAGUUCGAAGGGAAGCUCGCCGAGCUCUCAGACGAAGUGCAAGUGCUGGUAUUUGACAAGCUUCGGCUCCACUCCCCAGAGUGCCCCACGGAACAAAUCUUGAUGUCCAUGAAUUCACAACUCAGGGUGCUCUCUAACAGGGACGGGGCAGCCUUUGUGAGCUCCCAGCUCCUCCAGUGCUACCCCAACUCCUCCGUCAUCGAGGAGGACAGGCAUGGCCUCCUCAAAGCAGGAGCUGUUACAGGGACUGCCGUGUUGGAGCUGACCUCCUUGGAAUCUUUCGGCGUCAACCAGACUAUCAUCACUGGAGUGCGGGUGGCCCCGGUGUCCUACCUGAGGCUCAGCAGCUUUCCCAAGCUCUACACGGCCAGCAGGAUGCCCCUGCAUGCCUUUCCCUUGGGCAUGACCCUGACCUUCACCGUUCAGUUCUACGACAGCACCGGGGAGAAAUUCCACACUCAGAACACUCAACUUUACCUGGCCUUGAACAGAGACGACCUGCUCCUCAUCCGUCCCAGCAACAAGAACUACACCUACGUCGCCCAAGCUGUGAACAGGGGCGUGACCCUGGUGGGCGUAUGGGACGAGAAGCACCCCGGCAUGGCGGAUUACAUCCCUGUCCCCGUGGAGCAUGUCAUUGAGCCAGACCUCUCGGAGCCGCUCGCUCUGGGGGACGUGGUGUGUUUUAACACACCCCUCGUCGACCAGGAAGGAGAAGCUGGCACAUGGCAUAUCUCGCUCAACGACGUCCUUGAGUUAGAUACGACGACUGGAGCCGCGUUUGCAAAGAAUGCUGGGAAAACGACCGUCUUCCACGAUAUCCCGGGGAUAGUGAAAACCUACCGAGAGGUUUUCGUCAGCAGCUCCUCAGAACUGAGCCUCCACCUCGGUCCCAAAGGCUACUUAACCAACACUCCAAACGCCUCCGAAUUCCGGGUUUUCAUCGCCACAAGCAGCACAGGGACAACCCUUCGAGGUCCUUGCACUUCUCUUCAGCUUCAAGCGAUCAGGGACAGGCUUUCCCCAGAAUCUCAUCUGAUUUGCCAAGUGGACUUUCUCAAGAACAUCCCAGACGUUGCGGCAAGCAAGGUUUUCCACGUUCAGCCAGAGUUCUACACCGACAAAGGUCUCUACGGCUGCACCGUAACGGCUAAACCCCAGCCAGAGGAGGACCUGCUGGUGCUGAGCACAGCCGAAGCCUCGGUGUAUGUGACCGCCUCCCUCCGCAGCGAGCAGAGCCAAGAGGUGGCGCUAGGAGUCCUCGUCCCCUUCUUCCCCGCCUUUUACGUCAAUCAGUCAGAAGUCGUCUUCAGCAGCUGGCAGCUGAGCAGCGAGAUCCUAGUGCUGGGCGCUAGGAGGGUGACGGAAAAGAUAGAGGUCCAGCCCAGUUCCCCAGUCAUCGAAGUGGACAAGCCCUUCCACCUGCCAGACAAGCCCGGGCAUGUUCUGUUCUCCGUCAGCGUGGUCAACCUGACGUCUCUCCAGCAGAUGGCAGCACCCAUCUUCAUCAACCUCUCCUGCAGCCUGACAAGCCAGAGGGCUGCUGUGCUGGUGCGGGUGCCACCGGGGAAGUAUUUACUGGGUCAGUGUGCUGAAGCUGGAAUUGUCAGUCAUCUGGUCGGCUCCUACCAGGUCCUCCUCUUCACCAUCUUCGCUAUCCUAGCAUCUACCUCUGUCAUCUUUCUCACUUAUAACGCUUUUCUGACAAGAAUCCAAACUGUGCCCCUGGUGUAUGUUCCCACCUCGACGCUACAGACAGCAUACGGCUAUCCUCAAUAUCACGGGCAGCCUCAGCACACCAGCGCAAGGAACAGGACCCAGGCCUGGCUGUGGAACAUCAGGAGAUGAAGCACCUCGGGCACCAUGUGAAGAGUAAAGCGAUGAAGCUA
Heteronotia binoei (common prickly gecko) is the source of this 5687-nucleotide messenger RNA. RefSeq names its product nucleoporin 210 like (gene NUP210L). Bases 1 to 5646 code for a protein of 1881 amino acids. Gene Ontology annotation, cellular component: nuclear pore. Lineage: Eukaryota; Metazoa; Chordata; Lepidosauria; Squamata; Gekkonidae. The transcript is spliced from 40 exons. The record is from RefSeq and is a predicted model, not a curated record.